This is a messenger RNA of Capra hircus (goat), 2057 nucleotides long. It is a transcript of the gene TUBB1, whose product is annotated as tubulin beta 1 class VI. Bases 36 to 1526 code for a protein of 496 amino acids. The record is from RefSeq and is a predicted model, not a curated record. Gene Ontology annotation, cellular component: microtubule; gamma-tubulin complex; cytoplasm. Gene Ontology annotation, molecular function: structural constituent of cytoskeleton; GTPase activity; GTP binding. Lineage: Eukaryota; Metazoa; Chordata; Mammalia; Artiodactyla; Bovidae. The transcript has 3 exons. Gene Ontology annotation, biological process: cytoplasmic microtubule organization; microtubule nucleation; mitotic cell cycle.
UUCCAGCAGGUCUGAUCCUUGGGCACCAAGCAAGGAUGCGUGAGAUCGUACACAUCCAGAUUGGCCAGUGUGGCAACCAGAUUGGAGCCAAGUUCUGGGAGGUGAUUGGAGAGGAGCAUGGGAUAGACUGGGCCGGGAGCUACUGCGGGGACAGCGCUCUGCAGCUGGAGAGGAUCAGCGUGUACUACAAUGAGGCCCAUGGUAAGAAAUACGUGCCCCGGGCAGUCUUGGUGGAUCUGGAACCCGGGACCAUGGACAGCAUCCGAUCCAGCCGAGUGGGGGCCCUCUUCCAACCGGACAGCUUUGUCCACGGUAGGUUUUUCCGGAAGGUUCCACCGGGGAGAGAGCAAGAGCGCCUCCUGGAGGUGCGCAUCCUCCCCAGCCCCCAUGCCCGAUCCUGGGGGGGUGGGGGAGGGAGGGGGGUGACCGAGUCCCCUGUGUCCACAGGUAACUCUGGGGCCGGUAACAACUGGGCGAAGGGCUUCUACACGGAGGGCGCCGAGCUGGUGGACAGCGUGCUGGACGUGAUGCGUGCCGAAGCCGAGGGCUGCGACUGCCUGCAGGGCUUCCAGCUAGUGCAUUCGCUGGGCGGGGGCACAGGGUCGGGGAUGGGCACUCUGCUGCUGGGCAAGAUCCGCGAGGAGUACCCUGACCGCAUCCUGAACUCGUUCAGCGUGAUGCCCUCACCAAAGGUGUCAGACACUGUGGUGGAGCCCUACAAUGCCGUGCUGGCGCUGCACCAGCUUGUGCUCAACUCCGACGCCUGCUUCUGCAUCGACAACGAGGCGCUCUACGACAUCUGCUUCCGCACGCUGCGGCUCAGCACUCCCACCUACGGGGACCUCAACCACCUGGUGUCCCUCACCAUGAGCGGCAUCACUACCUCUCUGCGCUUCCCCGGCCAGCUCAACGCUGACCUGCGCAAGCUGGCCGUGAACAUGGUGCCCUUCCCGCGCCUGCACUUUUUCAUGCCCGGCUUUGCGCCGCUCACGGCCCAGGGCAGCCAGCAGUACCGCGCGCUGACCGUGGCCGAGCUCACCCAGCAGAUGUUUGAUGCCCGCAACACCAUGGCCGCCUGCGACCCCCGCCGCGGCCGAUACCUUACCGUGGCCUGCAUCUUCCGGGGCCGGAUGUCCACGAAGGAGGUGGAUGAGCAGCUGCUCAACGUGCAGACCAGGAACAGCAGCUGCUUCGUGGAGUGGAUCCCCAACAACGUCAAGGUGGCCGUGUGCGACAUCCCACCCCGGGGGCUGAGCAUGGCGGCCACCUUCAUCGGCAACAACACAGCCAUCCAGGAGCUGUUCGGCAGGAUUUCCGAGCACUUCUCGGCCAUGUUCAAGAGGAAGGCCUUCGUGCACUGGUACACCGGUGAGGGGAUGGACAUCAACGAGUUUGCUGAAGCUGAGAGUGACAUCCAGGAUUUGGUGUCCGAAUACCAACAGUUUCAAGAUGCCAGAGCGGAUGUGGAAGAGAAGGAGGAGGUGGGGGCAGAAACAGAAGUGGAACCGGCAGAUAAGGAACAUUAACUGCCAGAGGCCCUGCCUGAGGCUGGCUCGGCCGGAGCGCUAUUAGGAUGAGCAAGUCACCCUCCCCGGGAUGGCAGGCCGGUUCUGUACUGCAACACAGAGACCCACCUGCAGCCACUCAGCCUUAGCUUUGAUGGGGGACUUCAGGGGGUGGGGGGUGGGGAAGUACUGACGGGCACUAGGGUCUUGAGUGUGGUAUUCUGUGCACAAGCUUGGUUUUAUUCUUUUUAAUAGGCAGGUGAAUUAACUGUAAAGUGCUCCCUUUGCUUAAAGAUCUGAUUUGGCUACUUGCUGUGUGUGGAGAUGGACUGUGUGGAUGGGGUGGGGGAACCCUUGCAGGUGAGGUUAAGUUGUAUAGGCAUUAGCUACCCUGGUAAGUGCCUGGGGAUCUGUACUUGUUGGCAUCUCGGGACUGUUAAGGCUCUCACUGUAGGUUCUCUCUUAAUGUAUGGCCUGCUGCCCACUUGUUCACACCUGCUGACCUCCAGGAAAGUCAGGUGACUGCUUGGUGUUUGGAAGCCACACAGAGGA